Theobroma umbraticum is the source of this 2684-nucleotide messenger RNA. Its product is annotated as cation/H(+) antiporter 15-like. Gene Ontology annotation, biological process: proton transmembrane transport; regulation of pH. The record is from RefSeq and is a predicted model, not a curated record. Gene Ontology annotation, molecular function: antiporter activity. Lineage: Eukaryota; Viridiplantae; Streptophyta; Magnoliopsida; Malvales; Malvaceae. Gene Ontology annotation, cellular component: endomembrane system; membrane.
AAGGCAAGGCGCUGGCAAGAAGAAAGACCUGGGUGCUAAAAAAUGGCUCAUAAACCAGAGGUCUUCCUGAAAGGCAAGUACAAGAUAUUCUUUGGCUUGAACAAUGAAUUUCGAAUAUGUUAUAAUGAUACCAGGCCCUUAACCGACAAUUACUGGCAAUCCGUGAACCCCGUGGUGAAAUUAGUGCCCACGUUCAUGCUGCAAUUAACCAUCAUCAUAUUGUUUAGUCGUGUUCUGAUGCUCUUCCUCAGACCUCUUCGUCAACCUCGCUUUGUUGCUGAGAUUCUUGCUGGCAUUGUGCUUGGUCCAAGCGCUCUGGGUGACAUAAGCUGGGUAUCAAAUAAUAUCACUCCUUUCGAGACGGUUUUGUGUAUGGAGACAUUGGCGAACCUUGGCGUCACCUUCUAUAUGUUCCUAGUGGGUCUCGAGAUGGACUUGACCCCAAUUCGGAGGAUCGGAAAAACAGCUUUGAGCAUUGCCAUUGCUGGUAUCAUUUUGCCGAUGUCUGCAGGAGCGGGGUUGUAUUACCUGGUGUGGGAAAAACAAAAACAACGAGCGCCUUUCAUAGGUGCUUUCUUCUGGGCUAUUGCCCUCAGCGUUACAAGCUUUCCGGACCUAGCUCGGAUGCUUUCGGACCUCAAGCUCAUGUACACGGAUCUUGGUAAAACGGCCCUGACUGCAGCCGCUGUCUGUGAUGUAUCUUCCUGGUUUCUUCUUGUGGGAACAAUAUCUUUGAUCAAUGCACAUGAGAAACUGCACGUGGCAAUCCCAGUCAUUUUGAGCAUGACAGCCUUCUGGUUCAUGAUGCGUCCAUUAAUCGCUUGGUUGAUGAAACAAGCUGCAGCAAGCAAAGAAACAUCAACAGAAGGCAAAUAUAGUGAUACGCACGUGUGUCUCAUUCUAUCAGGGGUGGUCUUUUGUGGAUAUAUCACAGAAUUAUGUGGCGCACAUUCCAUUUUUGGAGCUUUCAUGUUUGGGCUCAUGAUACCCAGUGGAGAGCUCGGGACUACGAUCAUGGACAAAAUUGAGGAGUACGUUGUAGGGAUCCUACUGCCGCCUACCUUCCUGGUUACGGGUUCGAGAACCAAUCUUCUAUAUAUGUUUGCUGACUUUCCUCUUGGAGUGGCUCUGCUAGUCAUACUUCUCGCUUGCUCUGCCAAGAUCGUGAGCACUCUUCUCGUCUGCCUGUACUUCAAGUGCCCAAAGCGAGAUAGUUUGGCUCUUGGAGUCCUGAUGAACGCCAAAGGUGUUCUUGUGCUCAUUGUUCUUAAUGAAGGUCGAAACAUGAAGGGUUUUGACCAGCAAACGUUUUCUUGGAUUGUGUCUGCCCUGUUGAUUAUGACCAUCAUUAUUUGCCCGAUAGUCAGUUUCACUCACAAGUCCGCAAGACAUUUGAAGCAAUACUAUCAUAGGAACUUGGAGAAAAGUAAAGACGCACCACUUCGAUUCCUUGUAUGCGUUUAUUCCACCAGGAACUUGUCCGGCUUGAUUAAUCUCUUGCAAAUCUCAAAUGCCACGAGAAGAUCCCCAAUCACAGUCUUUGCUGUCCAUUUGGUUGAGCUCACGGGACGGGCCACAGCUAUGCUAAUUUUCCACGAUAAGCAAAAGGAAGCAGAUGUUGGGAAGAAUGCCACUCGAGAAAAAGCUGAGGCGGAGCAGAUUGUCAGUGCCUUUGAAUCCUUCGAGAACAACAACCAUGCAGCAACGGUUCAGCCACUAACAGCAGUGUCCCCUUACGACACCAUGCAUCAGGACGUGAGCAACUUUGCACUAGACAAGCAUGCCAAUAUCAUCUUGAUCCCAUUUCACAAGCAACCAAGUGCCGACGGUGGAUGGACCGAUGAAAACCUCCAGCAUAAACAAGUGAACCAAAAUUUGCUGGCGAGUGCACCUUGCACCAUUGGCUUACUUGUGGACCGUGGCCUGACUUCAUCCGUUUGCGCAGAAUCACAAAAUGGCUGGCGGGAAUGUGGCAUAGCCAUGUUGUUCGUUGAGGGACCUGAUGACCGGGAGGCAUUAGCUUAUGCCUGGAGAAUGGUGGGCACGCCAGGCCUAAAUCUAACCGUAGUGCGAUUUCUUCCAGGAAAAGAUGUCUAUGACAUGAGCGAGAACGCUCCAGAAGAUGACGAGUCAGGGAUUUUCACAGCCAUGUUUGAGAGAGAAAAGGAGAAGCAGUUUGACGAUGAUUAUGUGAAUGAGUUCAGGUUUAGGACAAUGCAUGAUAAAUCCGUAGCUUACAUUGAGAAACAAGUCAACAGUGGAGACCAGAUUGUAUCGAUCGUAACUUCAGAUUACAACAACUUCGAUUUGUACAUAGUAGGAAGAGGACAUGGCACAAUAUCUCCAUUAACAUCAGGGUUAUCAAACUGGAGUGAUUUCCCAGAGUUGGGACCGCUCGGGGAGACAUUAGUAUCAACAGAUUUCGAAUCCCCAACCUCAGUUUUGGUUGUGCAGCAAUCUGCUCCUCCCCCAAGUGGAUCAAAGAGGUUCAGGAGCUCUGCUCCUAGUACGGGGAUAUUUGGAAAUAGCAUGCAGUCUGCUGUAGAUACUUUUGUCAACCACAGAAGAUCAGAUGAUGACUAUUGAUCAAAUGAUCUGAAAUGAUAACAGUCAAAUGUCUUUUUUCCUCUCGCAUUAAUUCUAAGGAUGAAAUGAAACAAUCCAUUCAUUCUUUUUCAUUUAGA